Messenger RNA from Cannabis sativa, 829 nucleotides. RefSeq names its product 18.1 kDa class I heat shock protein-like. Gene Ontology annotation, biological process: response to heat; response to hydrogen peroxide; protein folding. NCBI's taxonomy places the organism in Eukaryota, Viridiplantae, Streptophyta, Magnoliopsida, Rosales, Cannabaceae. Bases 121 to 597 code for a protein of 158 amino acids. The record is from RefSeq and is a predicted model, not a curated record. The transcript has a single exon.
AUUCAUGUACUCAUGUUAUCAUCACUAAACACCACACUCAGAAGUUAGAAAAAACAAUCAUAAUCCUUGACACAUCUUGUUGUCCGUUUCACAAUUCCAAUCAAAUCGAAAACCGAUACAAUGGCUCUCAGUCUCUUCGGUGGCCGAAGAAGCAACGUUUACGAUCCCUUCUCGCUCGACAUUUGGGACCCUUUGGAGGGCUUCCCUUUUAAUACCUCUGUUGCCGGUAUUCCUUCCUCUGCCCGGGAAACUGUCGCCAUUGCCAACACCCGAAUUGACUGGCGGGAGACCCCUGAAGCUCAUGUGUUUAAGGCUGACCUUCCUGGGAUAAAGAAGGAAGAGGUGAAGGUUGAGGUGGAGGAUGGAAGAGUGCUCCAUAUAAGUGGCGAAAGGAAUCUAGAGAAAGAGGAGAAAAAUGACACGUGGCACCGGGUCGAGAGGAGCAGUGGCAAGUUCUUGAGGAGGUUCAGGUUGCCUGAGAAUGCCAAGGUGGACCAGGUCAAAGCUAGCAUGGAGAAUGGGGUUCUGACUGUGAUUGUGCCCAAAGAAGAGGAGAAGAAGAAGACAGAGGCCAAGACCAUUGAGAUUUCUGGCUAGUUUCUCUUUCGGACUCUUGUCUUUUUGUUCCUCUACUCGUCUUUGUAGUGUGAAAGUACUAGUAUAUGGCUUUGUGUUUAUUUUGUGUGGUUUUUUGUCUGCGUAUAUAUUGUAAUAUGUAAUAUGUAGUAUGUAAAUAUAACAUGUAAAAAUCAGGAGAGAACUUGGACUGGUCUUUGAAUUCGGUGGUUUGUAUGCAUACAUAUAAUAUUACAUAGACUUUCCUUUAUUA